AUGCCUACCACCCACUGUCACUUUCUUCUCUCCCCGUCCCUCUGCGCUCCCCCGUGGGGAGGUCAGAUGGCCACAAUAGUGCGCGCCUGCCAGGUGCUCCCAGACCCGCUCUUCGCAGCAGCGGCGCACGCGGGGGACGACGUGUUUCUCUGCCGCACGGCCUACGACUCGCGCUCCCUCACCUUCAAACGCCUGCCCGCGGGCAUGCGCGCACCUUACCUUGCUUAUGCCAUGCCUAGGGUUUUCUGGGAGGCACUGACCGGCCAGAGGGUCGCAUGGAAGAAAGCUCUUCACUCCCUCAACCUCCGAUUCGCCUCCCCUCGCUCCUCCUCUGCCCCUGGCGGGGUGAACAGAGGGAGGGGCAGGGGUAGAGGAGGUGGGAGAGGAAGGGGGGGUGGGCGGAGGGAGGAGGGGCAGGGGAGAGGAGGAGGAGGGGGAGGAGGAGGAGGAGGAGGAGGAGGAGGGGGAGGGGGAGGGGGAGGGGGAGGGGGAGGAGUGUGUGUGCUGCUGGUGGAUGAGAUGGAUCAGCUCAUCAGCAAGGACCAGAAGGUAGGGAGGAUUGUGGAGCGGUUGGGAAGGAUUGGUGCUGUACAACAUCUUCGAGUGGACCACCUGGAGCUCUGCACGCCUUGCCGUUAUUGCACAGUGGACUUGCCUGAGCGCCUGCCAGCCCACCUGUCCACUAUUGACAAGACCGGCUCCCUUGAAGCCCUUGGCAUCCUGCGUCUCCCCCACUCCCUCUUGUCCCCAUCCCUCUCCUCUCUUCCCGCAGGGAUUGCCAAUGCAGUGGAUCACCCAAGCGCCUGCUCCCCCUUCCUUUCCUCCUCCUGCCCUUUGCACCCUACGCCUCCCCCCCUCCAUCCCCCACCCGUUUCUGGAGCUCACUCACUCUCACCACCCAGGCAUGGCCAACACAGUGGGGCUUCCUGGGUGACUAUUUCCGGUCAUAGCCUGCAGAAAGGGGCUGCACCGCUUGCACUCUGUAUUACCACCCCUCCCACUUUCCCUUUCCCCCCCUCACUCCCUGCACUCUCCCCCUCUCUCCCCUCACUCUCGCCUCUCGCUCCCUUCACUCUCUCCUCACUCCCCCCUCUCUCACCGCUCUCUCUCGCCUCCCCAGGCAUCGCCAACACGGUGGACCUCCCAGAGCGCCUGCUGCCGCGCAUCGCCAGCCGCAUGGGGCUGCACCGCGUGCCCUUUGCGCCGUACACGCGCCACCAGAUAGAGACGAUUGUCGCCGCCCGCCUGCACGUGUGCCAGCUGUUUGCACCGCGGGCCAUCGAGCUGGCUGCACGGAAGGUGGUUGCUAUCGGUCGACGUGCGACGGGCCAUGCUCAAUCAAUUGCUGUUUCUGACCUCACUUGCGCUCCUCUCUUCCUUUCACCAGACGACGUGCGACCUGCCUUCCCCUGCCUGCACGUGGCAUCGAGAUCGGGCGGCGUGCCACGGGCCCUACUUCCACACGGUUCAACCGCUGAGGGUCAACGAGCCUCUAAAUCUCACCCGACCUGCCUUCCUGUCUCCCCCGUUCACCCGACUAUCCUCAACCCCUCCCCUCCCUCCUGCCCUGCAUGCAUGCAGGUGGCGUCUGUAUCCGGGGAUGUGCGGCGGGCGCUUGAGAUCUGCCGGAGAGCCGUGGAGAUUGCCGAGGGAGAGGCCAGGCUGGCAGGGGCUAGCCAUGCAGCCGAGGCGGGUUUUUCUGACGUGGCAGGUGAAGCUGACGUGCCAGGUGAAGCAGAGGUGGGAGCUGGUUCGGGAGAUGGUACGGGAGCAGGAUCGGGAGCUGGGUUCGGGGCGAUGGCGGGAGCAAGUCUGAGACUGGGUCCCGACGCAAGCCUGGUUAAGGAGAGUGCGGUGCGGUGUGGAGGAGGAGUGGAGAGCGGUUUGUCUGUUUUGUUUCAGAAGGGGGGGAGCGGGGAAGUGGCGGGAGAGGAGAAGGAUGCAGGAGAGGGAGUCAGAGGGAAAGGGGAAGAGAAACGGAGAGAGAAAGAACAGGAGAAAGACAAAGGCAAAGAGGAGAAUGAGGUGGGGAACAGGAAGGUUGGAAGAGGGGGUUUGAGCAGGAAUGAAAGGAGAGGGAAAAGGCAUGGAGGAGGUGGGGAGAGAGGGAAGGAGGGCGGUAAUAGUGGUGGUGGUGGUGCUGAUGGUGGUGGUGGUAGUGGUGGUGGGGGUGUGAACGGUGGUACAGCCACCCCUUCACGCCAUUUGAGGCCGAGAAAAGGGGUGCGAAGGGGGGAAGAGGGUGCGAGAGGAGCGAAGGGUGAGGUGACAAGGGAAAUGGAAAGAGGCCUGGGGGGGCGGACUGAGGGGGUGGAAGAGAGAAAGGAGGGGAAAGGGGAGGUGAAGGAAGUGGGAGAUGCACAAGCAGGUGAUAGGGAGGGUGUGGAAAAGGGGAAGGGAGGAGAAGUGGAGGAGAGACAUUGGCGGACGGGUGUAGGGGAGGCUGAGGAAUGGGAGGAAACGGGAAGAAACGCAGAAGGAGCAAGGAUGAGGAGCAGGGAAGCAGUCACAUGCGUGAGGGGUGAAGGAGGAAAGGGAGGAGGAGGGGCCGCAAAUGGAAAGUUGGUGGAGCAUGGAAGGGAGGGAGGAGAGUCGGUUAACGGUGGCGCAGCAGAUUGCAGUGAGAGGGGCCAGUGCGGUCCGGUGGUGGUUCAGGCGGAGCAUGUGGGGGAGGGGAGGCAGGCAUCGGUUGAGGCGCGGCACGUGAGGAAAGCACAGCAGAGGCCGUUGGUGGUGCAGAUCGAGCACGUGGAGGCGGCCAUUCAAGAGAUCUUCUCAUCGCCCCACAUCAUGAUCAAACGCCGCCUGUCCGCCGUGGAGAAGAUAUUCCUCGCUGCUCUCUCCUGUGACCUCCAUCGAUCCGGCGCUUCUGAAUCCACCUUUGCCAGGGUGCACCACCUCUGCAACGCCUGGUUGCAGCACCACAACUCCACCGUCCCUGCCACACCGUCACCCGCUGCACUCUCCUCAUUGGCUGCUGCCAUGUCAGCAGUUCUUCCCGACCAAUCAGAGGCCGCCGGUGGCGGAGGGGGGAAGCGUCUGGUGCAGCAGCCUGGGAGGAAGGAGGAAGCUUCCUGGGAGCUUCCAGUGCGGCUGAAUGUGUCUCACGAUGCCCUGCUGGCUGCGUGUGCACGCCUGGCAGAGUCGCACCUUUUGCUAGCAGCGGGCACUGCCCAGCACUGCAUUCAGCGCAUUCAGCUCAACUUACCCAG
Molecule: messenger RNA, 3212 nt
Organism: Closterium sp. Naga37s-1
Lineage: Eukaryota; Viridiplantae; Streptophyta; Zygnematophyceae; Desmidiales; Closteriaceae
Source: the annotation of a GenBank genome assembly